UUCGUAGAUAUACACAUGCACAUCUCUCAAAUUUGUACACUUCUAAACUAAUCACUACAUUUUUGAAAUGCCAACCUCCUCCACGUUAGUAAAGUUGAAAAGAAGGUCAUUUGAAUCGUAGUACCGACAACGUGCGUCGAUUCCCGCGCAUUGCAUUUUGGUAGUGAAUGGCAUGGAUCCGCCAUGAUGCCUUCUCUGAAAACGAGUCCUACAUUCAUGUUUGGAAGUGUUAUUUUAUGUAUUGUGACUGAGUGAACGUUAACCGUCAAGAUGGGGACGAACUAAGAGUGUCGUAGGUUUGUCCGCCAAAGGGUUUAAACCCUUCGGGGCCCUAAAAAGCGACCUACAAGAGAUUUUUAAUUUGGUGUUCAAUGUGUUGAUAGUCUGUCAACAAAAAUGAGCAAGCUCUCGUUCAGGGCUAGGGCGCUUGAUGCGUCCAAGCCCAUGCCGAUUUUCAUGGCAGAGGAGGUUCCAGAUCUGCCAGAAUAUUCGGCAAUAAAUAGAGCAGUGCCCCAAAUGCCCAGUGGAAUGGAAAAAGAGGAAGAAAGUGAGCAUCAUUUACAAAGAGCAAUAUGUGCGGGCCUCAUCAUUCCUACACCAGAAGUCCAAAAUAUGGCAGAUUCAGAAAUUUACGAACGAAUGUAUCCUUCAAACUACAAGGCCCCAAGGCAACUUAUUCAUGUACAACCAUUUUCAAUGGAGCAGGACAUUCCAGAUUACGACAUGGACUCAGAAGACGAACAGUGGAUAAAGGCACAAUCCAAGAAAUUGGAGCUUACCCCUCUGAAGUUUGAAGAAAUGUUAGAUCGCCUUGAGAAAAGUAGUGGUCAAACAGUCAUAAACGUCCAAGAAGCUAAAUCUCUUCUGAAGGAAGAUGAUGAUCUUGCUAUUGCAGUUUAUGACUAUUGGUUGGAAAAAAGAUUAAAAACGAAAUGGCCGCUGAUUCCAACUGUCAAGACUGAGCUCAGAGCUGGGGCUGCUGCAAACAACCCCUAUCUUGCCUUCAGACGGCGAACAGAAAAGAUGCAAACACGCAAAAACCGCAAAAAUGAUGAAACUUCAUAUGAAAAGAUGCUUAAACUUCGAAGAGAUCUUAGCAGAGCUGUUACCCUUUUGGAAAUGGUGAAAAGACGUGAAAAGACAAAAAGAGAGCUUCUCCAUCUAACUGUUGAAGUGUAUGAGAAAAGGUACCAAGCUGGAGAUUUCAGUGGACAGUUGUUGGCUGAUGUUUCAGCCCUGAAAAGUUACCAGCAUCCCCGACCAGCAUUUGCUCCUAUAUUUCCCAAUCAAUACAGCAUCAGUUCUUGGACCAACAAAGUUCCAAUCAAGGAUGAAGUUGUUACAAGAAAGGAAAAGCGACCAUACAAAAGAAGAAAGCGCACAGCUGGCUCUUCAGUAUGUGGUACAACUGCUGGAACAGGAAGCCGUGGAGGUUUGGAUGGAUAUCUUGGCACUCAGGGUAGUUCUGAGGAAGAGACUUCUAGCACAGGCAUGAGAACUUCUAGUCCUGUUCAACCUGCUCCCGAAGCAGAGGAAGAAGAUGAAGGACCUUUUGCAUUCAGGAGAAAUCCUGCUUGCAAUUAUCAUGCUCCCCUUCCUGGUGAAUUUGGCAACUGGCCAUGGUGUAGUAAAGAGGAAGGCGGUUCUGGUGAUCACAGGUAUCGAUUCUGUCUAACAUCUGUCAAUAGGCCAAGACCUAGGUGUAUAGGCUUUGCCAGAAGACGGAUAGGUCGAGGAGGAAGGAUAAUUUUAGACCGCGAACCUACGGAACUUGAUGAUAUCUGGAGAUCACUGGACUUCACUGUUCAAGAUUCGUCGCAAUGUAAUGUAGCAUCAUCCAGUACUAAUCACAAUAACAAUGAAAUUCUUAGUGAAAUUAAGGCAGAUUGGCUGCACUUUAGACCCAAGAUGCCACAAAAGCAAGAAAAAGAAGACUCGGAUGUGGAUGAUGGUUUGAAUGAAGAUGUGGCAGAUCAAAGCCUGCUGGCCAGGCGUGGUCCUGUCACUCUAGAAGUUCAAAGUGAAGCUCCUGGAAGUGAUACUUGUACUUUCAGCACUCUUAUGGAAUUAGACCUUGAUAGGCUAGACUCAGAUGAUCUUUUCCCUACUCUUGGUAGUCUGUCUACUCUGGGACAGGAUUUCGUGGACGAUAGUUCCUGCUUAGAUAAAAGUGUGGAGCCACUUCCUGCUCCUGACCAGAAGAUGGAUUGGGAACUGGAAAAUGGUAUGGUCUCUGAUGUUGUUCCUCCAACGAAGAAGAGACUUCAUGUUGGUGUUACUGGGCUACCAACAUCACGCCCAGUUUCAACUGACACUUCUACUCUAUCUUCGUUAUUAACGAGAAAGGGUGACAAGGAUGGUUUUAAACCUGAUAAGCAACGGACUGGGAUCUACAUUGUUAAGGAUGGCUCAGAACUUAAUGGUCCCAGUCAAGAGUUGACAAUAUGUGGUAAAAAUGGAGACAUUAGGGCAUGUUCACCAACACAGGUAGGCUGUUCAGCCUUUUUCAUGUGUGAUAGCAACAAUGGAGGCUUACCUCAGAGCAAUGGAGAGUCAUCUCCUCGUAAAAGUGCAUCAGUGACAAGGUUAAAUCCUCCCCCUCCAUAUCCAUCAACCUCAUUGACUCAGUGCUUGACUGGGAAUGGGAGCUGGAACCACAUUGAUGUUGGUAGCAAAAGCUCAGGGCCAGUGGUUGUGGUGAAUCAUAGUGACAGUUUGACUAGUAGCAGAGUUCAACGGCCAACUGGGACUUCAACGCCAACUGUAAUCCUCAGCAAUGGACCUCUACCUUCAGCAACCUCUGCUGAGUGCCUCAGUGGAGUUGCUGGCAAUAUGUCUGGUAUAAGACCAUCCACUUCAAUUGACCUGAACCGGAAAAUUGCUCUAGUUCACCAACCUAGGGCAGCUACAGUUGUUUCACAAAUAUCUUCAGUCUCAGCACCCACUGUUAUUCAGCCAUCUAGCAGUACCUCUGAGGCUCCUACUACAAUUAUAAGACAAGUCAACCUACUACCUGAAACGCAGAAAAGUGGAUCAAGCAGGGAAAAUAUACUUAAAAGUGAGGAAAUAUCAGAAGAUGUGUGUUCCGACACAAAUCAAUUGGUGCGGAAGACAAACUCCUUACCAAUGGAGGUUACCUGACACAUCUUCCACCUGGGCUGAUUGAUGAUAAAUAAGUCAAGCCUGCCAGCUUCCUCAGAAAUUGUCUGGAACAACAUCAAGAGUCACAACACCAAUGUCUUCCAUGUCUGAACUUUACCUUUUCAUUCAGUGGCAACUUUUUUUCUUCAAUUAGUUUAAGCAGUAGAAUUUGUCAAUUUGAAAAAAAUCUGCUGAAAGGCUACAAAAAACUUAAAAAAUUAUCACAUUUGGCUUUACUGUUGUCCAUCUUGAUGUAUUUUAUACAGUCUGUCUGUAAUACUACUUGUUAUAAUUUUCAUAAUUUCAUGUGAUAUGUGAAAAAAAGUUGUUCUGAUUUUUGAUGCUCUAGUCUUUCUUUAUUACUUUUUGUUUGAUAGCUUUAUUACUGAGGUGUGUUAGCUUGCCAUCAGAAACAACAUUUCUUCAAGACAGAUACAAACAUCUAAUUUGGUUUCCAUGUGCCCUUUACAAGUUUUGAGGCAAAAGGUUGAUAAAUUAAGUUCUUCAAAGACUUCGUUUACACUAAAGUCUGUAUUGGCUGAAAUUCUGCUAAUAUUUAUCGUUAUACUACGACUAAAUGCCUAAAAAAAUAAUAAAUUUAACACUGAUUUAUGAAAACAUUUCUUUCUUUGAAUCUGAUGUAUUUUGGCAGUAAAUUGUGUGAUCCUAGUUGUGUCAAACUAUGUGCUAAUAUAAAUGAUAUACAUGUUUCUAUGAAGAUUUGCUGGAAAAGUAUUGCUAGAAACAGAAGUAAAGCAGAAUGUUUUAGUUCAUUCGCUAGUUCAUUCAUUUCUUCAUAUUUUGUUUGCUAGCCUUAAGAAUCAAUGGAGAGUAUGAAUGCACACUUGUGAUUUGAAUUUGGUCUAGUGCACUGUAAGGGUUCAUUGUCUCCCAUUGCACUCUCUUAGUCCACAAAUUUCUUAAAAAAUUAUUUUUAUAUUUGUGCAUUGCGCGAGUUAGAUAGUAUUUCAGUAAGUAGGCUCAGGUGUAAGUAAAUCAUGCUCGAAUUUUGUGAACUGUGUGCAGCUGCCCAAAUAUUGUAAAAUUGUCCAUUAAGAGCAAUCAAUAUAGUAUAAUGCCAUAUGAGAAUUUAUGAUGAUCGCUCAGUUGGUAUUAUUAAUUUGUAUCUUGAGGAAUGUUGGAGUUUUGGCUUUUGAUGUUAAUCAUGAUCGUGUCAAAGGUGCAGUAGAAAAAGAGAAGUAAAUGACUUUGUAGAUUUGCAUAGAAUACUACAGCCAUGAAAACACUUGCAGUAUUUUGUACUGUAAUCAUGCCUGUAACUAAACUGGUGAGAGUAAUAAUGUUUGACAAAAACACAAAAAAUAAUCAGGCAAAUAUUUUUAUGACUAUUAUUUGAGGUUGAUGAAGCCAUUGUGCAUACAAACUGUGGCAAACUGAAAUAAAGAACUUGCGAACUUUCUUUAAA
Molecule: messenger RNA, 4567 nt
Organism: Frankliniella occidentalis (western flower thrips)
Lineage: Eukaryota; Metazoa; Arthropoda; Insecta; Thysanoptera; Thripidae
Gene: E(Pc)
Product: enhancer of polycomb homolog 1
Exons: 12
Coding region: 397-3141 (914 amino acids)
Biological process (GO): regulation of transcription by RNA polymerase II
Cellular component (GO): piccolo histone acetyltransferase complex
Source: RefSeq, a predicted model, not a curated record